Messenger RNA from Phragmites australis (common reed), 1144 nucleotides. Its product is annotated as fasciclin-like arabinogalactan protein 12. The transcript has a single exon. Bases 92 to 889 code for a protein of 265 amino acids. The record is from RefSeq and is a predicted model, not a curated record. Lineage: Eukaryota; Viridiplantae; Streptophyta; Magnoliopsida; Poales; Poaceae.
GUAUUUCUCCACCGCUGCUAUUAAACACAGCAUCAGAUGCGCGCCUCCUCCUCGCCAACGCACGCACCAACCAAGUGAACCUGCUGCCACCAUGGCCGCCACCUCCCGCCUCGCCAUCCUGGUCGCGCUCCUCGCCGCGUCGUCGGUGCUGGCCGCGGCGCAGAAGGCCAAGGCGAAGCCGGCGGCCGGCCCCGCCGCCGAUGCGGCGGACGGCAGCCCACCGACCGACGUGACGAAGGUGCUGGGGAAGUCCGGCCAGUACACCAAGUUCCUCCAGCUGCUCCACGACACCCGCGUGGACGAUCAGAUCAAGGCGCAGCUGACGGACAGCUACAACGGGCUGACCAUCUUCGCGCCCACCGACGCCGCCUUCGCGUCGCUCAAGUCCGGCACGCUCAACGACCUGUCGUCGCAGGACCAGAUCCAGCUCGUCCUCUACUGCGUGCUCCCCAGAUUCUACAGCCUCUCCAUGCUCGGCACCCUCAACGGCAAGGUGAACACGCAGGGGUCCGGCCACACGGGGCCAUACAAGUACAGCAUCAAGCGCGCGGGCAACAACGUCAACGUCUCCACCGGCGUCAACUCGAUGCUCCUCGGCAGCCCCGUCAGCAAGGACUUCCCGCUCGCCGUCUAUCCCGUCGACAAGGUGCCGCUCCCCUACGAGCUCUUCGGCCCCAAGCCGCCCACCCCGGCUCCGGCCCCGGCGCCAGCGCCAACCAAGUCCAAGACCAAGAAGCACAAGAAGUCCACCGGGAUCGCCGAGCCGCCCACGGCAGACGACGCCACCGCGGACGAUGAGAAGUCGGCGGCAGCGCCCGGCGCUGCGUUGGCCAGGUGGGUCGCCGCGCUCGGGGUGCUCGGCGGCGCUGUCCUCGGCGGCCUCCUCUGAGGAUAAUAGAAUCAUCAGAUCGGAGGGUGGCGGCGGUGGUGCUGUGAUCUUCGACGGCGUCGUGCAUUGCCAUGCACGAUCGAGUGGUGUUACGUACCAUCAUUGAUCGAACGACUAUUGAUCCCUGUACCAUGCAUUUUGUGCUGUUGCGUGCGUUGGUCCAUUGGCUUUAUUCUUUUUCUCUGUUUUUUUUUCGUUUUUAAAUUUAUAUUUGUAACUUAUAUGAUUUACUAGUACUUCUUUCAUUGGAUUUUA